Gallus gallus (chicken) is the source of this 3471-nucleotide messenger RNA. RefSeq names its product CCR4-NOT transcription complex subunit 10 (gene CNOT10). Bases 1394 to 3331 code for a protein of 645 amino acids. Gene Ontology annotation, cellular component: CCR4-NOT complex. Gene Ontology annotation, molecular function: protein binding. Gene Ontology annotation, biological process: negative regulation of translation; mRNA catabolic process. NCBI's taxonomy places the organism in Eukaryota, Metazoa, Chordata, Aves, Galliformes, Phasianidae. The record is from RefSeq and is a predicted model, not a curated record. The transcript is spliced from 23 exons.
GGUGAGGCGGAGUGGGCAGCCGUCCGUCGGACGCCGGUGAGGAGCGCCCCGAGAGUUGGGGGUGCGUGGGGACCGUCUCCUGCGGGCAGAGCCCUGCGGCUGGGAUUGGGAGCCGCGUUCCCCUGCCCGCCUGCUUUCACGGGGAUCGGUGUUGCCGGCUGGUGGACGUGCACCGGCGGUUGCGUAUGUGCCAGAGCUCAUUCACCGCGAUGGGAGCCCUCCUCCUUCCCUCAGCCAUUCCCGCUUCAAGGAGGCUUUCCCCGUCUCCUCCUGCAGUCAUGGGGGGUUUAAUUCAGCUGCGUGCCUUUGCACGAGAGGUGAGAGGUGUGCAGUCCGAACUCCCGGAGGACUGUCGUACCACAGUUCGGCACCUGACAUCUCUGGUGAUGUUGCGUAUCCAAUGCCUUCACCGGGAGCCGUCCCUCCCUCCUCUCCGUUUCAUUCCGCCCUGAGGCAAUGCGGAGAAUCACAGAAUCACAAGGAAGUGCUUGGUCAUCGUGCUCUCCUCGCUUAGGCUGGGGGAUAAGACAGCAAGAUUGCAGCCUGUAUGAUAGAAUUGAGCCUUCAUCAGCUAUGCAGUGUGCUGGUACGCGCGCUGUUAACAGGCAAGGCUGCUAUACGGGAACAAAAAAUAUUGUUUGACUGGGCUGAAUAACUGACAGUAGUGUGAAUUGCAAAGGGACGACAUCAACACAGACUGAAUAUUCAGCAUGAAUGCUGACAUUUCUUGAACUAUGCAUAAUAGCUGGGAAGAACAAGCACAUUUCCGGAGACUUGUUGGGAGAAAUCCAUAAGAAGUAUUAGACUAUGACCAGGUAACCCCACCGGAGCAGUCCAACAUCUUUAGGAAAACUGUGUGGACUAUGAGUAUCCCGGCUUCCAGGAGCUCUGCACUCCCCCAUCACACACCCCAGGGAUGAUGAAGACCCAUCUGCCUCAGCUCAUCUCCCAGACCCUUCAUACACAUUUCACUGUGACCAGUGCUGUCACAAGUGAUGGCGUACCUGCCUCGCUGGAACCAGAUGCACGUUCUACUGUCUGCUCAGUUGCCAAGGCAGAAUAAUGCAAACUGUACACAUGUGUACUCAAGAACCUCUUUCCCUCAUCCUUGGAGGAAGACCAAGGUGCUGAGAAGCAUGACGGAGCGGGCACUUCAGGGAUCACUGAUCAGGAGAAGGAGUUGUCGAGCAGUGCAUUACAAGCUUUUCUGGCUGGAAAUUAUGAUGCCUGUUUGCAACACCUAAAUACACUUCAAGACAUAAACAAAGAUGACUACAAAAUAACUUUGAAUACUGCAGUUGCGGAGUUCUGUAAAAGUAACCAGACCACGACAGACAAUUUGAGACAAACCCUGAACCAGCUGAAGAACCAGGUUCACUCUGCCGUUGAAGAAAUGGAUGGUUUAGAUGAUGUUGAAAAUAGUAUGCUUUACUACAAUCAAGCUGUUAUUCUGUAUCAUCUGCGGCAGUAUACUGAAGCUAUAUCAGUUGGAGAGAAGCUGUACCAGUUUAUAGAGCCUUUCGAAGAGAAGUUUGCCCAGGCUGUGUGCUUCUUGCUUGUGGACUUAUACCUGCUGACUUACCAGGCUGAGAAGGCCUUACAUCUCCUUGCUGUUCUGGAAAAAAUGAUUUCACAGGGCAACAAUAAUAGCAAGAAUGGAAAAAAUGAGUCAGGUAAUAAUACAAAUAAAGAUUCCUCCAAUCAAAAAGCUGAAAGUGGAGCUUUAAUAGAAGUUGCUAAAUCUAAGAUACAUCAGUAUAAGGUGAGAGCCUAUAUCCAGAUGAAGUCACUAAAAGCAUGCAAAAGGGAGAUCAAGUCUGUUAUGAAUACAGCUGGAAAUUCAGCUCCUUCUCUCUUUCUUAAGAGCAAUUUUGAAUAUUUGAGGGGCAAUUACCGUAAAGCAGUCAAACUUUUAAACAGUGCAAACAUUGCUGAACAUCCAGGCUUCAUGAAAACAGGCGAAUGCUUACGGUGCAUGUUCUGGAACAAUCUUGGCUGCAUCCACUUUGCAAUGGGAAAGCACAAUUUAGGAAUUUUUUACUUUAAAAAAGCCUUACAAGAAAACGAUAACGCGUGUGCACAGCUAGGAACAGGUAGCUCAGAUCCAGGUAAGAAAUUUUCAGGGAGGCCCAUGUGUACGCUGCUGACUAACAAACGGUAUGAGUUGCUCUACAAUUGUGGAAUUCAGCUCCUGCACAUUGGGAGGCCCCUAGCUGCCUUUGAAUGCCUGAUUGAGGCCGUCCAGGUUUAUCACUCGAACCCUCGUCUUUGGCUGAGAAUAGCAGAAUGUUGCAUUGCUGCCAAUAAAGGGACAUCUGAACAAGAGACUAAAGGUCUUCCCAGCAAAAAGGGGAUUGUGCAAUCUAUAGUAGGUCAAGGCUACCACCGUAAGAUAGUCCUAGCAUCCCAGUCAAUACAGAAUGUCGUUUAUAAUGACGGGCAGUCCUCAGCAAUACCUGUAGCCAGCAUGGAGUUUGCAGCCAUUUGUCUAAGAAAUGCCUUGCUGUUACUUCCAGAAGACCAGCAGGAGCCAAAGCAGGAAAAUGGAUCUAAACCUAAUAAUCAGCUGGGGGGGAAUACAGAAAACAGUGAAAGCAGUGAAGCAUGCAGCAAUAAAAGUCACGAAGGGGAUAAAUUCAUUGCAGCUCCACCUUCUUCGCCUUUGAAGAAACAGGAAUUAGAAAAUUUAAGGUGCUCAAUACUUGCCUGUAGUGCUUACGUGGCUCUGGCUCUGGGAGAUAACCUUAUGGCACUGAAUCAUGCAGAUAAGCUCCUUCAGCAACCAAAGCUGUCAGGGUCUCUGAAGUUUCUUGGGCAUUUGUAUGCAGCAGAAGCUCUCAUCUCUCUUGACCGAAUAUCUGAUGCCAUCACUCACUUGAACCCUGAGAACGUCACCGAUGUUUCCCUCGGGAUCUCCUCAAAUGAACAGGAUCAAGGCUCUGACAAAGGAGAGAAUGAGGCAAUGGAGUCUUCUGGCAAGCAGACCCCCCAGUGUUAUCCCAGCUCAGUCACAUCUGCACGAACAAUGAUGCUGUUUAACCUCGGAAGCGCCUACUGCUUGCGGAGUGAAUACGACAAAGCUCGAAAGUGUCUCCAUCAGGCUGCUUCGCUGAUCCACCCCAAGGAGAUCCCUCCGGAGGCCAUCCUGCUGGCCGUGUAUCUGGAGUUACAGAAUGGUAACACUCAGCUGGCGCUGCAGAUCAUCAAGAGAAAUCAGCUUCUCCCUUCAGUGAAAACGCUCUCAGACAUGCGGAAGAAGCCCGUUUUCCAGCCGGUCCAUUCGCUCCAGCCCAUUCAGAUGCCGACGUUCACCGCUGUGCAGAGGAAGUGAGGGUCUGUUGAGCUCGCUGCUGCCCUUCCUGGGAGGGCUGGGGAUUUUGUAUAUUUUUUUAACCUCGGACAUCUGCAUACCCGCAUUGCUGGAGUGUGUUCCUUUAUGUAAAUUUUUAAUAAAACACUUAAAUGUCUCCA